CUUCGUCGUAUUCAAUAUAUUAGACUCAGACUUGUUUUCGCUGCUUUUGUAUUUUUAUAAAUAUCAUAAUAAUAACAAAUUUUUACAAGUUUGAUUGUCUUCAUGUUGAUUGAAAAAUCUAAAACAUAAUAAAUGUAUUGUGAGUGAUUUUUCAUUUUAUACAAAGUGGAAAAAUAACAAAAACAUCAAUUUUAUAAUAAGAUUAAUUAGUUUCUUUGUUCAAGAUUUUGAGGACCAACUAGAUCUAGAAAGAGAAGAAGUUAAAAGGGAGUACCGAAAGUAUUUGAGACGAGCGUCGAGAUUAUAAGAAAAAGAAGAGGAAUAAGAAGAAAAAGAAGUAUAAGAAGGACCAGAGUAGGCGCGGAGGAAAGUAUUGGUGUUGGUAAUAUAAAGUAAAGAGAGAAGCUUAUUUUUCAUUGUGAGAUACAACAGUAACAGAUCAAGACAAUGCAGAGCAACGGCGCGGAAAGCGGAAGUGAGAAUGGAGUAGACAGAACCGGCUGGACUGUUGGUCUUAUAAAUGGGAAAUUUAAAUAUUUAACUGCCGAGACAUUUGGUUUUAAAAUAAACGCAAACGGUUCAAGUCUGAAGAAGAAGCAGUUAUGGACACUUGAAGGAAGUGAACAUCAGGUUUUCCUUCGUUCUCACUUAGACCGUUAUCUUGCUGUUGAUCAAUUUGGUAAUGUCACUUGUGAGGCUGAGGAUACAUCUGAUCCUGGAUGCGCUUUUCAAAUUCAACUGGCUUCAGACGGAAGUGGUAGAUGGGCCUUGAAAAAUAUACAACGUGGAUACUUCUUAGGCUCAAGUUUAGAUGAGCUUAAAUGCCAAGCAAAAGCUCCCGGUGAAGCUGAGUACUGGCUUGUUCAUCUUGCAGCAAGACCUCAGGUGAAUCUUCGAUCUGCUGGUCGUAAACGUUUCGCUCACUUGAGCGCGUCGCAAGAUGAAAUCCAUGUAGACGCUCCGGUACCCUGGGGUGAAGAUACUCUUUUCACUUUAGAAUUCCGGCCAGCUGCAAAUCCUGAUAACGAUGUAGUUGGCCGUGGUAAAUCCGAAGGUGGUCACUAUGCACUUCACACUUGCAACAAUAAAUAUCUCGCACGUGAUGGAAAGUUACUAGAUACUUGUACGCGUGACUGUCUUUAUGCUGCUGAAUUUCAUGCUGGUUUACUUGCUCUGAGAGACAUUAAUGGAGCGUAUUUGGCACCAAUUGGUAGUAAAGCUGUUUUGAAAUCACGUUCAACCACCGUAACACGUGAUGAAUUAUUUUCUCUUGAAGAAUCUUUGCCUCAAGCUUCUUUUGUUGCUGCAUUGAAUCAGCGUUACGUAUCUGUUAAACAAGGUGUAGACGUUACGGCAAAUCAAGAUGAAAUAUCAGGACAUGAAACUUUCCAAUUAGAGUUUGAUCGUGUGACAAAACGGUGGUAUGUAAGAACAAUGCAAGACCGUUAUUGGACUCUAGAAGCUGGUGGCGGUAUUCAAGCAUCUGAUCACAAACGUUCAUCAAAUGCAUUAUUUGAUUUGGUCUGGCAAGACGAUGGUACUGUUGCAUUACGUGCAAACAAUGGAAAAUUCCUCGCGACUAAACGAUCAGGACAUCUUUAUGCAAACUCUGAUUCACCAGACGGAAGUGAUUCUGAUGCUUCGAAGUAUUACUUUUAUCUGAUGAACAGACCAAUUCUUGUAUUACGAUGCGAACAAGGUUUUGUUGGGCCGAAAAGUGCUGCCAGUCCUAAACUAGAAUGUAAUAAAGCUGGAUAUGAAACUAUUCGCGUUGAACGCUGUGAGCGUGGUAUUGUUCGAUUCAAAGGUCAAAAUGGCAAAUAUUGGCAUGCAGAUAGUGAAGGUGUUACUGUAGAUGCUGAUCAACCGUCCGAAGGAUUUCAUUUGGAAUUACGUGAACCGUCUCGUCUUUGUAUUAAAUGCACAGAUGGUCGAUACUUAGCUGCUGGUAAAAAUGGAGCAUUACGUUUAGGUGAAACUGAUCACAAGUCCGCUACAAAAUGGGAGUUUUAAAAUAUUUAUAACACAUAAUUAUUGAUUAGCGAUUAGAUGAAAAAAAAAAAAAAAAAAAAAAAAAAAACAAAAAAAAAGAAACGAAUAAUUAAUCAAUAAUCUCCUAUCAAAUUU
This is a messenger RNA of Cotesia glomerata, 2127 nucleotides long. It is a transcript of the gene singed, whose product is annotated as protein singed. The transcript has 8 exons. Lineage: Eukaryota; Metazoa; Arthropoda; Insecta; Hymenoptera; Braconidae. The record is from RefSeq and is a predicted model, not a curated record. Bases 448 to 2013 code for a protein of 521 amino acids. Gene Ontology annotation, molecular function: protein-macromolecule adaptor activity; actin filament binding. Gene Ontology annotation, biological process: cell migration; establishment or maintenance of cell polarity; actin filament bundle assembly. Gene Ontology annotation, cellular component: cytoplasm; actin cytoskeleton.